This is a messenger RNA of Aspergillus welwitschiae, 2049 nucleotides long. RefSeq names its product anaphase promoting complex subunit CDC23. Bases 1 to 2049 code for a protein of 682 amino acids. The transcript is spliced from 4 exons. The record is from RefSeq and is a predicted model, not a curated record. Lineage: Eukaryota; Fungi; Ascomycota; Eurotiomycetes; Eurotiales; Aspergillaceae. Gene Ontology annotation, cellular component: anaphase-promoting complex. Gene Ontology annotation, molecular function: protein binding. Gene Ontology annotation, biological process: cell division.
AUGGCUGCUCAAUUCACAGACGAGAAUAUCAAAGAGCUCAGGUUCCGGCUCGAAGAUGCGGCGAUCAAAUGCUCCGAGCGUUGUUUAUACCAAUCCGCCAAAUGGGCAGCUGAAAUGCUAGAUUCAAUCGUACCAAUUGAGCAAUACGACACCGAUCCAGACUCCCCCAUGGACUACCCCGACGCUCCUUCGAACCCCCAGAACCCUUAUCUCCGAACACAAGAUCCGCUCGAGGCCGCUCUCGAAGCGCAAGAGUCAUACAAGUACCUCCUUGCGAAAUCUUACUUUGACACCCGCGAAUAUGAUCGCUGCGCCUCAGUCUUCCUCCCUCCGACCAUCUCCCCCGUUCCCCUUACUUCAACGCCGCCGAAUCCGAAGUCUAGACAGUCGUUGACUCCGCAGAAAGGGAAAUCGAAGGCCUCAGCAUAUAGUGGCGUCAAAGAUAAUAGUGUAACCAGGAAUCCAUACCCAAAGCUCAGUCAAAAAUCGCUUUUUCUCGCGUUGUAUGCUAAGUAUCUGGCGGGCGAGAAGCGCAAGGAUGAAGAGACCGAAAUGGUGUUGGGACCGGCAGACGGAGGUUCGACUGUCAACAAAGAAUUACCAGAUUUGGCGCGAGGAUUAGAAGGAUGGUUUACUGAGCGGCAAGACAAGGGACUGGAAGAGCGCAGCCAGGGAUGGUUGGAGUAUCUGUAUGGUGUUAUACUUCUUAAGGGACGAAAUGAAGACGAGGCCAAGAAGUGGCUUAUCCGGAGUGUUCAUCUGAACCCAUUUCACUGGGGCGCCUGGCAAGAGCUGAACGACUUGCUUGCAAGCACAGAAGACUUGAACCAAGUGGUCAAUCUUCUGCCCUUGAAUAUUAUGACCCUCAUAUUCCGCGUAUACUGCAGUCAGGAGCUGUAUCAGGCCACAGAGGAUACCUACCAGUCACUAUCUGAACUGGAAACAAUCUUCCCCACGAGUGCUUUCCUCAAGACCCAAAGAGCAUUGUUAUACUACCACUCAAAAGACUUUGAAGAAGCCUCCAGUAUCUUCACAGACAUUCUCGUUUCAUCUCCCCACCGUCUCGACAGUCUCGACCACUACUCCAACAUCCUAUACGUGAUGGGCGCGCGCCCGCAGCUCGCAUUUGUCGCCCAAAUCGCGACCGCAACGGACAAAUUCCGCCCCGAAACAUGUUGUGUAGUAGGAAACUACUACUCGCUCAAAUCCGAGCACGAAAAAGCGGUCAUGUAUUUCCGCCGCGCCUUGACCCUAGACCGAAACUUUCUCUCAGCCUGGACCCUCAUGGGCCACGAAUACAUCGAAAUGAAAAACACCCACGCCGCAAUCGAAUCCUACCGUCGGGCAGUCGACGUCAACCGCAAAGACUACCGCGCCUGGUACGGUCUAGGCCAAGCCUACGAAGUGCUCGACAUGUCCUUCUACGCCCUAUUCUACUACCAACGAGCCGCAGCGCUACGCCCCUACGACCCCAAAAUGUGGCAAGCCGUAGGAUCCUGCUACGCCAAAAUGGGCCGCAUCGAACAGAGCAUCAAAGCGCUCAAACGAGCCCUCGUCGCUGGCUCCUACUACGCCGAUGACUCCUCCCAAGUAGGAGGAGGGGGGCCAGAGCGGAAGAUACUCGACCCCGAAACCCUCCACCAGAUCGCCACGCUGUACGAACGUCUUGGCGAUGACGAAGAAGCGGCCUCGUACAUGGAACUCACGCUUCAGCAAGAGUCAGGCCAAGUGAUCCAGGAAGAUGAAGACAUCUCAUCUGAUAAUGAUGACGACGACAACCAAUCUGGGACGGAGGGGCAGUCUAGCUCAAGACGGACGCGCAAGUCGUCGACUCAGCAGAAUGAGGAUGAGGAUGACACUUGGCAUGGAACGGGCGUCACAGCUACUACUUCCAAGGCUAGGUUGUGGCUUGCGCGGUGGUCUCUGCGUAAUGGGGACCUUGAGCGUGCAGAUCAGCUGGCUGGUGAGUUGUGUCAAGAUGGGGUUGAGGUUGAAGAGGCGAAGGCUUUGAUGAGGGAUGUUCGCGCGCGGAGAGAAGGGGAUGAGUGA